This is a messenger RNA of Paraphaeosphaeria sporulosa, 2099 nucleotides long. RefSeq names its product 5-aminolevulinate synthase-like protein. NCBI's taxonomy places the organism in Eukaryota, Fungi, Ascomycota, Dothideomycetes, Pleosporales, Didymosphaeriaceae. The coding region runs from base 125 to 1975 and encodes 616 amino acids. Gene Ontology annotation, cellular component: mitochondrion. The transcript has 2 exons. Gene Ontology annotation, biological process: heme biosynthetic process. Gene Ontology annotation, molecular function: pyridoxal phosphate binding; 5-aminolevulinate synthase activity. The record is from RefSeq and is a predicted model, not a curated record.
CCUUUAAACCUCGUCUCCCGCAAUACGUAUACCUCUCACCGCCCUUCGCACGCUCUCCAUACCUACACAUCCCCUCGCUCGCCGUUGUCCAGUUUUGCGCUCCCCAACUGCGCCCCUCGCCGCGAUGGAGUCAAUUCUCCGCCAGUCGCGGUCCAUGUGCCCAUUCCUCUCCAAGACGUCCCCCGCCACGCUGCGCUCGCUUUCCACGACCGCGACCUCGCACCAUGUCUCGCCGGGCGCUGGCAGCAUGUCCAAUCUGCAGGUGCUGGCCAGGCGCUGCCCCAUCAUGGGCAAAGCGCUUGCCGUCCAAAGCGCCCGCAUCGGCAAUAAUGCUCUUGCGGGCGCCUUUGGUGGCGCGCGGGCUUAUUCCACGCGUGUGAGCCGCGCUAGACUGCACACCUCGACACCAAAGGAAGCCCAGGCCGUCGACAUUGAGAGCCUGCGCUCCGAGCAAGUACCCUACCCGACUCCCGCGAAGAAGGUCGCAACUCCGGCUUCUCACUCUGUCACCCCUCCUGCUCCCCCGGCUGCGAAAUUCGACUACGAUGGCUUCUACCAGCAUGAAUUGGACAAGAAGCACAAGGACAAGUCGUACCGCUACUUCAAUAACAUCAAUCGACUCGCCAAGGAGUUUCCCCGUGCUCACAUGGCUUCGAAGGAGGAGAAAGUCACCGUGUGGUGCUCCAACGACUAUCUCGGCAUGGGACGCAACCCGCACGUGCUUAAGACAAUGCACGAGACCCUCGACAACUACGGCGCCGGUGCUGGAGGCACCAGAAACAUUUCUGGUCACAACCAGCACGCAGUGGCUUUGGAAGGCACUCUGGCGAAACUGCACGCAAAGGAGGCGGCCUUGGUCUUCUCGUCUUGCUACGUCGCCAACGAUGCCACCCUUGCGACUCUCGGCAGCAAGCUCCCCAACUGUGUUAUUCUGUCCGACAGCUUGAACCACGCCUCCAUGAUUCAGGGCAUUCGCCAUUCGGGUGCUAAGAAACUGGUGUUCAAGCACAACGAUGUGGCCGACCUGGAAGCUAAGCUCGCCUCUAUACCACCGGAACACCCCAAGAUCAUCGCGUUCGAAAGUGUGUAUAGCAUGUGUGGAUCAAUUGGACCCAUUGAGGAGAUCUGCGACCUAGCUGAGAAGUACGGUGCUAUCACCUUCCUCGAUGAAGUCCAUGCUGUCGGCAUGUACGGACCACACGGAGCUGGUGUUGCUGAGCACCUCGACUACGAAGCCCACGUAGCAGGCAGGCCGCAAGGCACUGUCAUGGACCGCAUUGAUAUCAUCACCGGAACUCUUGGCAAGGCAUAUGGAUGCGUUGGUGGCUAUAUUGCCGGAUCCGCGAAGAUGGUAGACGCCAUCCGUUCGCUCGCCCCGGGAUUCAUCUUCACCACCUCGCUGCCGCCUGCGACCAUGGCAGGUGCGAAGACUGCCAUUGAGUACCAGGCGAGCUACCAGGGCGAUAGGCGCCUUCAGCAGCUGCACACCCGUGCAGUCAAGGAUGCUUUGAACUCCAAGGACAUCCCUGUUAUUCCCAACCCUAGCCACAUUAUUCCGUUGCUGGUUGGCAAUGCCGAGAUCGCUAAGAAGGCUAGUGACAUGCUCCUCGAGAAGUGGGACAUCUAUGUCCAGGCCAUCAACUACCCCACUGUCCCAGUCGGCCAGGAGCGUCUCCGCAUCACGCCCACGCCGGGCCACGUCCGCGAAUACCGCGACCAUCUCGUCGAAGCCGUAGACAGCGUCUGGAACGAGCUCGGCAUCAAGCGCACCAGCGAGUGGGCUGCCGAGGGAGGCUUCAUCGGCGUCGGCGAGGCUGGCGUCGAGGAGCCCGAGCACCUCUGGACCGACUCGCAGCUCGAAGUCGAUACCGUUCUCAAGGAGAUGAAGGCUGGCGGUAGCGCCGUCAACAUUCUCGAGGCCAUCCUUGAGAAGGAACACCGUGCUACAGCACAGGCUGUCAGCGCUGCCGCUUAGGGCGAACAUGGUUCUGUCUCCGUUUCUUAGCAGUCGUUGCCGGGGAAGACCUGUUCGCUCCUUCUUCUUGAGGUCUGGUGAGCGUUGAGCCACGUCAUAUUACAUCAAUGAAACACCUUUUGCU